Scophthalmus maximus (turbot) is the source of this 2372-nucleotide messenger RNA. It is a transcript of the gene trmu, whose product is annotated as tRNA 5-methylaminomethyl-2-thiouridylate methyltransferase. Lineage: Eukaryota; Metazoa; Chordata; Actinopteri; Pleuronectiformes; Scophthalmidae. Gene Ontology annotation, cellular component: mitochondrion. The record is from RefSeq and is a predicted model, not a curated record. Gene Ontology annotation, molecular function: sulfurtransferase activity. Bases 120 to 1370 code for a protein of 416 amino acids. Gene Ontology annotation, biological process: tRNA wobble position uridine thiolation. The transcript has 11 exons.
CGGACGUUAUUACAAAACGGACCCUGAUAAAACAUGGCGGCGCCUGCAGUUAGCUAACUCCUCUCAGUUACACAAGUGAAGAACAAAACAAUUUAUGAGCAUGACUUUGAUGUGAAAACAUGGGCGUUGCGAGGCACGUCGUGUGCGCCAUGUCUGGCGGCGUCGACAGCUCUGUCGCUGCGCUGCUACUGAAGAGGAGAGGCUUCAGUGUAACGGGGGUCUUCAUGAAGAACUGGGACUCUCUGGACGAGAGAGGAGUGUGCACUACAGAGAGGGACUGUGAGGACGCCCACAGAGUGUGUCGCACCCUGGACGUGCCCUUCCAUCAGGUGUCCUUCGUCAAAGAGUAUUGGCAUGAGGUUUUCAGUUAUCUGUUGAAAGAGUAUGAGAGGGGCAGGACACCCAAUCCAGAUAUACUAUGCAACAAGCUCAUCAAAUUCAACCAUUUCCACAAGUAUGCCAUCAACACUCUGGGUGCGGAUGCCAUGGCAACAGGCCACUACGCCAGGACGUCGCAGGAAGACGAAGAUGUUUUCCAGCAGACACACGUAGCUCCGCCUACGACGCUCUUCAGAGAUCGUUUCGAGAUCAGGAAUCCGGUGAGGUUGUACCAAGGAGCAGAUCUCUUCAAAGACCAAACAUUCUUCCUCAGUCAGAUCUCUCAGGACGCCCUGCGACAAGCCAUGUUCCCCCUCGCCGGACUCACCAAGGAGUUUGUCAAGAAGAUUGCUGCCGAAGCAGGACUUCACCACGUUCUGCAGAAGAAAGAGAGCAUGGGCAUUUGCUUCAUCGGUGAGAGAAACUUUGAAAACUUCAUUUUGGAGUAUAUAGAGCCUGAACCAGGGAACUUUGUCUCCAUUGAAGACGGGACAGUAAUGGGAACACACAAAGGCUGGUUCACUCUGACACUGGGCCAGCGGGCGAAGAUAGGAGGGCAGAGAGACCCCUGGUUUGUGGUGGACAAAGACAUUGCAACAGGAGAUGUGUUAGUGGCUCCAACGACCAAUCACCCAGCUCUGUUCCGUGACACGGUGCGGACGGACCGCUUCCACUGGCUAACAGUAGACCCGCCUCCGGAACUGGCCCGGACCCAGAUGAUGGAUUGUCACUUCCGCUUCAUCCACCAGAUGCCCCUCACUCCCUGCACCGUAACUCUGAACAUGGACGGCUCUGUUUGGAUCUCACUCUCGCAGCCAAUCAGAGCUCUGACUCCUGGACAGUUUGCCGUGCUCUACAAAGGAGACGAGUGUCUGGGUAGUGGCAAGAUCACCCAGCUGGGGCCCAGCGAAUACACACUCCAGCAGGGCCGAGAGCGGUGGGCAGCAGCGGCGCGGCACACGGAGCAGCCCACCCCCGAAACGACCAGCUGAGAUGACCCCACAGCCCGGCUGCAAUGGGAAUGCGGUCCAUCCGCCACAUUAGGUAGAGCAACACUGUUCAUGAAAACAGGCCCAAUGCCUCUCCUGGAGGCUGCAACGGAUCGUUGCUCAACUUUUACAUCUCAGUUAUGCUGAUGACACAAGAACAAAAGGGUUGAUAUUCGUAGCCUCCUCGUCAAUUGUCUGUUCUGAUAAACCAUCCACAUCCAAGCCCCUAAACUGGAGCUUCAAUAAGGGUUACAAACCUCAUUUUUAAAAGAAAUCCAGCUCUUAUUUUCACUUCUAACAUUCUCACAGCAUCUUUGUCAGGUACAGAACAAACUCAAGCUGCUCUUUGGAGAUUCUUUUUCUUCUUUUAAUGGUUCUGGUGGGAUUUGACUGUCAGUCAGCAAGGCUUCAUGUGGAUCCACAUAUGUGGGACAUGACUAUGACACGGUCCUGUGGAUUCAGACAAGUCUUGGAGUGAUAACACCUAUUAUAUUUUUGUUUAUUUGAAAUCCGAUUCAAACUUCCCUCCUCUCUUUUUCUCGCUGUCAACAAUGUCCAUCCUGCCUCUGAGCCAACUGCAAACCCCUACAUCUAUUAAAAAAAAAUUUAAUAUACGCAUUACGACUUUUAAACUCCAGCUCCGUCCACAUUUAACAUUUGAUGCUGGCGGUACAUUGGUGAUCAGUAUUAAUCGAUGACUGUUCUUUGAAUUGUUGUCUUUGUUUAUUCUUUGAUAAAUAAAUUUAUUUCUUAAGCAGAAACAAAGUACUCACUAGUCUCUUCACACUUUUCUCCUCUAAGGUUGAAUUAUAUUAAAAAGCCAGUUGAUGAUGAAUAUAGGAGAAAUAUUUGCCUAGAAACAUACGGGCAUAUGUGUCGGGCAUAUUUUGCGACGGUUACAAUGGAAACUAAAUACAAUGUAAUUGUUAAACUUGAUUUUUCUCACCUGUUUUAUAAUACUUAUCGAUUCCUUGUUUUAAAAUAUAAAAUUGUGCCUUUUCUGUU